AUGACGACUCCGGAAACCGCCUCAUUCGACUCACACCUGGCAGCCAAGAACUCUUCGACAGAUUCGUGCGACUUCCCGCCCUUGACAAUGGGCGUUUCGCCUCACCCGCUGCUUUCCCCCCUCAGCAGCAGCAGCAGCAGCAACAACAGCAGCAGCAGCAGCAGCAGCAGGGGAGACCUGGAGAGCAGCAGCAGCAGCAGCAGCAGCAGCAGCUAUCCGUUGAGCCUUUUUGCUGCGAAGCCGAACCAUGAGGGGCUGCUGAAGUUGAACUCGACGAGCAGCAUCAAGGACCCCGGCGCUCCCCAGGACGCGGCCGUGCGGCUGAAGAUGCUCAAGUCCAUUGAGCGCCUCUGCAAGCUGAACUCCGGCCAGGUCGGGGAUUUGCGCGAGACGGUGGAGAGGAGCCACACGGAGCUGCUGCAGCAGCUGAAGACAGACGGCACGAAGCAGCGUUCCCAGCUGGAGGAUGUUUCUUCCGCUGCUGCUGCUGCUGCUGAGGCCGCCGGAGCCGCAGCAGCAACAGCAGCAGCAGCUGCUGCUGCGGACGCAGUGGCUGCGGCAGUGACUGAGACAAAGCAGCAGCUGCAGCAGCAACUGCAGGAGCUGCAGCAGCAGAUGCAGCAGCAGCUGCAGCAGCAGCUGCGAGAACAGCUGCAGCAGCAGCUGCAGCAGCAGUUGCAGCAGCUGCUGCGGGAACAGCUGCAACAGCAGAUGCAACAGCUGCAGGAACAGGCUGCAGCACUUUUGGAAGAAACUACGCGGCAAGCAGCAAAGCAAAUAGAGGCAGCAGCUGCAGAGCGGCUGUCGCUGUCCGCAGCAGCAGCAGCAGCAGCAGCAGCAAAUGCGAGGGGUGAAGAAGCCCUGCAGUCCCUUGCUGCAAGUGUAGGAGCAGCAGCAGCAGCAGCAGCAGCAGCAAGCGACUCAGCGUCUUCCUGCGGGAUAUUCCCCUUCAGCUGCCAGUCGAGCCGCUCGACUUCUGCUGCUGAUCCUUUUCAAAUGAGGGAUCCAAUUAGAGACCGAGAAAAUGAAAAAGCAGCAGCAGCAGCAGCAGCAGGAGAGCGGGGAGUAGAGGGGAGCGAGCUGUGCAUGCAGCACAAGCUGCAGCAGCAGCGCAGCAGCAGCAGCAGCAGCAGCGACACGGAGAGCGACACGGACCUGUCGACAACGGCAACAGCAGCAGCAGCGGCGGCUGCUGCUGCAGUGGCGGCCGCGGAUCCGGCGGUGACCGCAGCAGCAGCAGCAGCAGCAGCAGCAGCAGCAGACCUCUCGCUGCAGCUGCCCCCAGAAGCCCCUGCUUCUGCAGAACUCCUCGAAACCAUUCUCACCAGCAGAGACAUUUCUCCAGACUUGUCUUGGAUUCAUUUAACUCUUCACGAGUUGAAGAAGGAGGCCUGCAGCAACAGGCAGCUGCUGGGCUGGAUCUGCAGGCACCUCGACCAGCAGCAGCAGCAGCAGCAGCAGCAGCAGCGGCGCGCUGCAGCAGCAGCAGACGCAGAGACCUUCCACAUCUUCACGCCCCUCGUCCUCAGCAGACAAACCAGCGACGCUUCGCUCUCCGACUCCCCCUCGCCCUCGCCGCCCCGCAGCAGCAGCAGCAGCAGCAGCAGCAGCAGCAGCAGCAGCAACAACAACCGCAGCAGCACGAAGGAAGUGGUGCUUGCGCCCCCGGGCUCCCCCCGCGGAGUCGUGGAGACUGCGAGCAUCAGCAUGGCGAAGAGCCGCCAGAAGUUCACCAGCAGCAGCAGCAGCAGCAACGGCAGCAGCAGCAGCAGCAAGCCGCAGCAGUCCCACUACUUCCCCAAGAUCCACACUGCAGCAGGAGACCAGGACUGGGAACAGUACAUCAGCACUAACAAGGGAGUGCGAAAGGAAGUGGGAUAA
Molecule: messenger RNA, 1881 nt
Organism: Eimeria tenella
Lineage: Eukaryota; Apicomplexa; Conoidasida; Eucoccidiorida; Eimeriidae
Exons: 6
Coding region: 1-1881 (626 amino acids)
Source: RefSeq, a predicted model, not a curated record